AUGUACUCGCCAGACAAGUCGCUAUACACGCCAGUCUCGCUCGCAGACACCCUCUCUGGCCCACAACGCACCUACCGCUCCGCCGCGACUGCUCGACUCCCCUCAUCAAACAGCGUCUCAAGCGGCUUCACAGCGACCGUAUCGGCCAAGGACCGCUCGCAGGCGGCAAAGAAGGAGGCUGCGGCUAUGUGCGAGGUGCUUGGGCUCAGCGGAGGAGGAGUAGCAGACGUCGAGGCGACGCCAAAGCCUGGACGGUCUCUCAACUCGGCGAGGACGGCGGACAGGGAGGCGAGAGGACCGUCGGUUGAGGUAGUCUCGCUUCGUUCGACACUGGAGGGUAAGGAGCAGGAGAUUGCGGCGAUGCGGAAAGAGCUGGCGGCUCUCACAAGAGAGAAACGGGACCUCCUGGCCAAGGUGGACAGGCUGGAGAAGGCAGCGGCGUCGGACAAGGCGGGACUCGAUGUCAAGCAGAUGGAGAGGCUCGAGAAGGAGUUCGAGGUGCAGGAGCAGAUGCUUGCGGGAUUCCAGAAGGAGAACGAGAAGCAGGCGCUCGAAGUCGAACGGCUCAAGACUCGGCAACGGCGGAUGGGCGAGUUCCUCGAACGGGCGUACGGACCGCACUGGCAGGACGAACUCGGUUUGGCGGAUCGACCAGGCGUUGCGAGCGCUUCUCCCGCCGUCCGCGGCAAGCUCGCAGCUCGAGCGAGUCUACUCGGCACCCCAGUCGGUCUCGGCGCACUCGGCCGCUCGACGAGCUUCUCCACCUCGCUCGCCCAAUCCGCCAUUCCCGAAUCGCCAACCGACGAAGAGCCACCAUCUCCCCGCGCCACAGCGUCUGCCAUUGUGCCGUCGCCGUCGUCACCCAUAGCGACAGCUCACAGCCCAUUGACGGCGCCGUCGACAUCGCUCGUACCCGCCCUCAACCCCUCCGCUCUCUCCCAACACCUCGACUCGGUUCAGGCACUUUUGCGGUCGAUGGAGGCGCGACUCGUCGCUCGAGACGUCGAACUGGCAGCGGUAGAGAAGCGGGCGAAGGAGGAGCGGGCAAGGGCGCACGAGAAGGCAGAGGAACUGGAGAGGCAGGUGCGAGAGGCGCAGGGCGCGCGGCCGGUCGGCAGUCUUGCUGCGGCAGCCUGA
Messenger RNA from Rhodotorula toruloides NP11, 1137 nucleotides. RefSeq lists its product as uncharacterized. NCBI's taxonomy places the organism in Eukaryota, Fungi, Basidiomycota, Microbotryomycetes, Sporidiobolales, Sporidiobolaceae. The transcript has 2 exons. The coding region runs from base 1 to 1137 and encodes 378 amino acids. The record is from RefSeq and is a predicted model, not a curated record.